This is a messenger RNA of Onychostruthus taczanowskii (white-rumped snowfinch), 1527 nucleotides long. RefSeq names its product anti-Mullerian hormone receptor type 2 (gene AMHR2). Gene Ontology annotation, cellular component: plasma membrane; signaling receptor complex. The coding region runs from base 70 to 1482 and encodes 470 amino acids. Gene Ontology annotation, molecular function: transforming growth factor beta receptor activity; ATP binding. The record is from RefSeq and is a predicted model, not a curated record. NCBI's taxonomy places the organism in Eukaryota, Metazoa, Chordata, Aves, Passeriformes, Passeridae. Gene Ontology annotation, biological process: cellular response to growth factor stimulus; protein phosphorylation; BMP signaling pathway. The transcript has 11 exons.
UCCUCCUCCUCCUCCUGCUGCCGCCGCUCCUGCUCGGCUCCUCUCCCCAGCGGCCCCGCGGAGGCUCCCAUGGGGCGCCCAGGCUGCUGGGGAGGCCGCGGGGACGCCUGUCCCUCGGCCACGUGCGCGCCCAGCCCCGCGGGACACCCCGGCAGCUCCGUGCUGCUGUGCCUGUGCCACGGCCACCUCUGCAACGGCAACGCCACCGGGACAGCGGCGGGGACCGGCACGGCCGGGGGGCUCGGGGGGCCCCGCCAGGGCCCAGUGCCCGGCCGGGGGGCGUCCGCGGGGACCCUGUGGCUGCUGGGUGCCAGCCCCCUCUUCCUCAUCCUCCUCACCUGUCUGGGCGUCCUCGGACUGCGCUGGACAAGGGCCCGCACGGGGCAGCCACCGCGGGGGGGGCGGAGAAUCGGGGUUCCCCUGGAGCCCCCCAGCCCGGACCUGCCUGCGCUGCACUUCCUGCAGGUGCUGCAGUCGGGGCGCUUCUCGGCCGUGUGGCGGGGCACGCUGCGCCAGCGGCCCGUGGCCAUCAAGGCGUUCGCGGCCGGGGCCGGCCGGAGGUUCGCGGCCGAGCGCGCCGUGCACUCGCUGCCGCUGAUGGAGCACGAGAACGUGGCCAGGCUGCUGCACACCAGCGCGGCCGGGCCCCGCGGCCGGGGGGGGCUCCUGGUGCUGCAGCUCUACCCAGCCGGCUCCCUGCGCCACUUCCUGGGCCAGCACGUGGGGACGUGGGCGGGCAGCGUGCGCCUGGCGCUGUCCCUGGCCCGCGGGCUGGCCUUCCUGCACCAGGAGCUGUGGCGUGACGGGCUGUACAAGCCCAGCGUGGUGCACCGGGACCUGAGCAGCCAGAACGUGCUGGUGCGGGAGGACGGCACCUGCGCCAUCGGCGACUUCGGGCUGGCGCUGGCGCUGCCACCGCGCGCCCAGGACAGCGCCGGCUCCCGGCACGCCGUGGCCAUCCGGAAGGCGGGCACCCAGCGGUACCUGGCACCCGAGAUCCUGGACGAGAGCCUGGACCUGCGGGCCUGGGGCCGGGCGCUGCGCCAGGCCGACGUCUACGCGCUGGCCCUGCUGCUCUGGGAGAUCCUGUCCCGCUGCCAGGCCCUGAGCCCCGGAGCGCCGGUGCCGCCGUUCCGGCUGGCCUACGAGGCCGAGCUGGGCUCCAGCCCCAGCGGGGCUCAGCUGCGGCGCUUGGCCGCGGACGAGAGGCGGCGGCCGCUGAUCCCCCCGGCCUGGCACCGCGCCCCCCAGCCCGGGGGGGCUCUGCCGGAGCUGCUGGAGGAUUGCUGGGACCCGGACCCCGAGGCGCGGCUCUCGGCCGAGCGGGCGCUGCAGCGGCUCCAGCGCUUGGCCGCGGGGCCCGCACCGGCCCCGGGGGACCCCGGCCCGGGGAGCGCCCCCCGCCAGGUCCUGGAGUCUCCCAGCAUGUGGAACCCUGGUGCAGGUACAGGGGGACACCCCAAACUGGGGGGGCUGCCUUGACCCCCCUGGGGUCAGACUCCCCCCAAUCUCCUCUUUUCUUCCCCC